GGCGGAAGUGACGUCACAGGCGACCGAAAAAACAUCCCGGGGCGGCUCUCUGCGAAGCCAGUUCCGCUUCCGAGGUUGGAGGUCGGGCGGCGCUGAGGCACCGGGCGGGCGAGCGAGCGGAGCGGCCACGAUGCUGAUAAAAGUGAAGACGCUGACGGGGAAAGAGAUUGAGAUUGAUAUCGAACCGACAGACAAGGUGGAAAGAAUAAAGGAGCGGGUGGAAGAAAAGGAAGGCAUCCCACCUCAACAGCAGCGACUCAUCUACAGCGGCAAGCAAAUGAACGAUGAGAAAACGGCGGCCGACUACAAGAUCCAGGGCGGCUCAGUCCUCCACUUGGUCUUAGCCCUGCGUGGCGGCCUGCGAUGAUGGCGUCCCCCGAUACCCGUCGUGCCCCCCCUUUCCCCAAAGCCACCGGAUGUGGGUGACCCUCGCCCCUCGCGUCCAUGGGAGGCCCGUCGGAUUCGGCGCAUCUCGCAGCCCCCCGUUUCGUCCGAAUCCCGGGAGGACGGCCUGCCAAAUGUCUGUUCCUUGGCGAGCUGUCCUCAGAGAGGGUUGUGGGUGGGUUGUGUGUUAGGGGAGGGGGGUGCUCUUUAAGUUAUUGGGGUGUAGCAUCCGGCCGGCUGCGUGUGGGUAAGGGUCCAUUUGCUGCUUUUCGGGGCCUCCCCCCUCCAUGGGUUGAAAAGUCUCUCUUCUUCCCUGUUCGUCCCCCCCAUCGUGGCUCAUAAAUGUUCAAAUAAACGUUUCACAACCAUCA
Crotalus tigris (Tiger rattlesnake) is the source of this 755-nucleotide messenger RNA. It is a transcript of the gene NEDD8, whose product is annotated as NEDD8 ubiquitin like modifier. The record is from RefSeq and is a predicted model, not a curated record. The transcript has 4 exons. Gene Ontology annotation, cellular component: cytoplasm; nucleus. Gene Ontology annotation, molecular function: protein tag activity; ubiquitin protein ligase binding. NCBI's taxonomy places the organism in Eukaryota, Metazoa, Chordata, Lepidosauria, Squamata, Viperidae. Gene Ontology annotation, biological process: modification-dependent protein catabolic process; protein neddylation; regulation of proteolysis. The coding region runs from base 131 to 367 and encodes 78 amino acids.